This is a messenger RNA of Penicillium canescens, 240 nucleotides long. RefSeq lists its product as uncharacterized. NCBI's taxonomy places the organism in Eukaryota, Fungi, Ascomycota, Eurotiomycetes, Eurotiales, Aspergillaceae. The coding region runs from base 1 to 240 and encodes 79 amino acids. The record is from RefSeq and is a predicted model, not a curated record. The transcript is spliced from 2 exons.
AUGGGGCCGGCCAAGAUGUACAAUGAGGGGAAGAUUGUCGAUCUUUUGGCUGGACUGUGGUCAAUGGACCCAGCUGGCGCUAUGAUCAGCGGCAAAGGCAAUGCAUAUCCACACCGUGGAGCCAUCUUAGCUACGGGAUAUGGGACCCUCUUUGCCAUGCAAACCGGGAACUAUGGGUUGGUGCGAGGAACUUUCCGAAAUUCUGGUCUCGCUAUGGCGCUGGCGCAUGACCUUGCUUGA